This is a messenger RNA of Chlamydomonas reinhardtii, 1896 nucleotides long. RefSeq lists its product as uncharacterized. The record is from RefSeq and is a predicted model, not a curated record. The coding region runs from base 294 to 1484 and encodes 396 amino acids. The transcript is spliced from 11 exons. NCBI's taxonomy places the organism in Eukaryota, Viridiplantae, Chlorophyta, Chlorophyceae, Chlamydomonadales, Chlamydomonadaceae.
AUGUACUUUCUUUGGCGACUACCUGUGCACUAGGUGCUUCAGAGUUGACCCACCUUGCAUUGACCGCGAGCAAACUUCUAGUCGUGCCCUCCAAGCAUUACCACAAAACCCCAUCACAUCAUAUUAUUGGGGCGACGCUGCUGAUGUUGCAACACGAGCAAGUUGCGAGCAGAAGAAGGCAAUGAUGCAGGCAAACUUGCAAUUACAGCUGGGAGACAUAUCACCAGCAAAUUGCGAUGGUCAAAACAGUCGGAAGGCGUGUUCAGGAUGUGGCGGCAAAGGCCAGGGGACGGAUGCCGCUGCGGUAUGAGCUCGAGAUUAUCCCAUACCUGUGUGGUGAUAUCCCCGAUGGCGUCAGCCACUGUUCGUUCGCAUGGGAGCGUGGUAGCAAGCUCUUUGUUACCGAGCCGGCGGAGGUCAACGCUGCCUCGCAUGCCGUGUUCUGGAAGCAGUACCUGCGACAGACUGCCACCAUGUAUAAGGAGGGGGCGGAGCUGCUGCCAAAGGACUAUGCGUUCAAGGUGCAGUCAGUGAAGCCGGGCUCUAAAGCGGGACAGGAAAAGCGCAAGACGGUUGGCAAGGUCCACAUCAACCUGGCCCAGUUUUGCUCUGAGGCGCUGGACGCGCAGCCGCAGGAGGUGAUGCUGCACCUCAAGCCGGCGGGCAAGCUCAAGGUGUGCAUCAAGGCCACGUGGCUGCGCAAUGCGCGUGUGGACGCGGACGCCAUGACGGAGGUGACGGGCGCCUCCUUCUACGCGGACAGCCACUACGACGACGACGAGGAGGGCGGCGGCGAGGAGGGGUACGGCGAGGAGGGCGGCCGGCUGGCGGAGGAGGAGCAGGACCUGUCGGGCUUCGACCCGGAGACGGGGGAACCCGUGCACCGCAAGUCGCGGCGAGGGCGGGGCGGGCACGGGGAGGCCAGCACCAGCGGCCAGCACGGCGAGGAGGGCGAGGAGGAUCAGCAGUACGACGAGGACGGCAACCCCAUCCUGCGCCGCAACCGGAGGGGCAGGAAGGGCGGGCGGCGGCACCGGAGCCGGCACGGCGAGGGCAUUCCAGAGGACGGGACUUUCGGCGACGAGGCGGAGGGCGAGCACGGCGGCGACGAGUACGGGGAUCCUGGGGGAGGCGAACACGGGGAAGGCGGCGAUGGCGCAAACGGGGAAGGCGGCCGGCGAGGGCGCAAAGGCCCAGGCUCCCGAGCCUCCAAGGGCGAGGGGCGGCCGAAGCUCAAAACCUACCCUGGCAGCGCGCCGCCGACUGGUCCCGGCGGGCUGCAAAUCGAGGCGGGGCGGCAGGUUCACAAGGCGGGCUGGCGGGAUUACCUGUGUUGCUGCCUGCCGCGGCGCGGCCCCUCGGAGGACCCGCUGGAGGGCGACUCGCUGCUCAACAAGGGCCGGCUGGACAGCAGCGCACCGGCGGGCGGCGCAGGCGGCGGGGGCGGGGGUGGGGCCAAUGGCACCUCCGGCGGCCGGCGGUAGCACACGCCUGGGGCGGGGCGGCUUGUGCUUGGCCCGGGAGCAUUGGCUGGGGGUGUGUGGCUGUGAUGUGGUGCGAGUGCUUGUUGAGGGCCCACUAGAAGGGCGUGAUGGAAAGGAGCGGUGACUACAUGGCUUUAUUGCGGCGAUGCAGCAGUUUUGAUGACCUGCGUUUGAAUGGAGCGCGCGAGAUAGUACGAAGCACAUGGUGCAAACACUGAGCAUUAGACUACACACUAGUGGUAGGCGCUGAGGGCUGGUGGGUGCGACAUCCUGCUGGCAGGCCCCCUUUACCCUGUCCCAUCGCACGCAUCCUGCUGGAAGGCCCCGCUAAGUACGUGAGGGCCGCUACAGCGGCAUGUCCGAGCUGGCAGGACCAAGGAGGACUGCGGAGUGCGUGUAAUGCUGAGAUUUC